Messenger RNA from Striga hermonthica, 1242 nucleotides. The record is from the annotation of a GenBank genome assembly. Lineage: Eukaryota; Viridiplantae; Streptophyta; Magnoliopsida; Lamiales; Orobanchaceae.
AUGGUAGCAGGUCAGCAGCAGCUCCAAGCAUUUUCGUUAUCAACUAGGAAUCCAAUUGCAGAUAAGAAGCACAAUCGGUCGAUAUCAGAUCUUAGUGAUCCUUCAACCCCCCGACAUUUUGAGGACUUGCGUAAGAACGCCCUCCUCUAUACUCACGUCAUUUCUUUUACUCUCUUUGAGCUGGAGACCAUCACCAAGAGCUUCCGUUCUGAUUACAUUCUUGGAGAGGGCGGUUUUGGUACUGUUUACAAAGGUUACAUUGAUGAGAAUGUUAGGGUUGGACUCAAAUCUCUCCCGGUUGCUGUCAAGGUGCUCAAUAAGGAAGGUCUUCAAGGUCACCGCGAGUGGCUGACAGAGGUCAAUUUCCUUGGACAGCUCCGACAUCCUAAUUUAGUUAAGUUGAUUGGAUAUUGCUGUGAGGACGAUCACAGGUUACUUGUCUAUGAGUUCAUGUUCCGAGGAAGCCUUGAGAAUCAUCUUUUUCGAACAACUGUUCCAUUAUCUUGGUCAAGAAGGAUGAUGAUCGCUCUUGGGGCAGCUAAAGGGCUAGCUUUCCUUCAUAAUGCUGAAAGGCCAGUUAUUUACCGUGACUUCAAAACAUCUAAUAUUCUGCUGGACUCAGAUUAUAUGGCCAAGCUCUCUGAUUUUGGGCUUGCAAAAGCAGGGCCACAAGGUGAUGAGACCCAUGUAUCCACUCGAGUGAUGGGUACCUAUGGAUAUGCUGCCCCUGAAUAUGUAAUGACUGGGCACCUUACUGCCAGGAGUGAUGUGUACAGCUUUGGCGUAGUUCUUCUGGAGCUUUUGACCGGCAGAAAAUCUGUGGACAAGACGAGGCCAAGCAAGGAACAAAGUCUGGUCGACUGGGCAAGGCCAAAGCUAAAUGAUAAGAGAAAAAUGCUGCAGAUAAUAGACCCACGGUUAGAUAAUCAGUACUCAGUAAGGGCAGCUCAGAAAGCUUGCAGCUUAGCAUAUUACUGUCUAAGCCAAAACCCGAAAGCUCGACCCUUGAUGAGUGAUGUCGUUGAAACCUUGGAGCCCUUACAAUGCAGUGGUGGAAAUGAAGUAGCAAUGACAUCAUCAUCGACAUCAUCAUCAUCAUCUACUUCCACUCUUCUGUGUAGUGGUGGAGGCAACAACCCAUUUAAAAUGUCGACAAAUUAUAAUCGCACUGCUGUCAGAACUGUCUGUCGAUCGUCUAAUCCAAAUUGCUCCCCUGCAGCAGCAGCUUGUCGGGUUAGAUGA